GCCGGAUCAACGUGACAGGCUGAUUCAUCAGUCAUCACACCACCUCUCUUCCUCCGCCUUGCGUCUGAGUAUAGACAGUCCUUCCGCAGCUCGAGCAUGCUGCAGGAGCUUUCUCACAUGGAUCGCAUCACCCAACUCCAGGACGAAAUCCAGAAUCUGCUCAUGAUUAUGUCCCGCAGCAUCGCGUAUCUCACGACGCGCGUCGACUUCGUGCAGGUCAGCGCGGAGGUGCCUGUCACCAAGCAGAGGAAGGAGGGCAAGUUCGAUCCGCCGGAUGUAUUGGAUGGUAAGCUCCAUUCUCUGCUCUGUGGCUCCCGUGCGGGCGGACGGAUCUUGACGCGUGCGGCGAUAGCGAACAAGCGGGAGCUGGUUGCGGAUCUCGUCAUGAAAGCGAAGCAGAUCGAAUAUCUUAUCAACUCGUUACCCGCACCAGAGUCCGAAGAAGCUCAGGAACAACGCGUCUCUACCUGCUCAACCUCCUGCUAAUCACGAUUUAUCAUUGUAGGCUGAACGACUGGAGACUCUGAACAAAGACAUGGAAGUGGCCAACGAGGAAUACCGCGAAGCCGUGGCGCGCGCUCGUAGUCUACACUCGCGCAUCGCCGAGAUCAUGGGCUCCUUGUUGCUCAAUACAGACACAGAGCUCCUCAGAGCUGCCGUCUCAUAAUGCGAGAGCCAUCUCUUUCACGCUAAUAUCGCUGAGGCCGGGGUAUCCGAUUGGUCCGCAUGCCUCCCCACGUACCAGUUUAUUCCCGCAGGCUGAGUCGCAGCUGUCAUGGGCCGAAGUGGAGUUGGAGCGAUUAGGUCCAAACUGCUGAGCCUGUUUGAAGCAGACAGUUAUCUCUCACUUGCUUGUCGUCAUCGACUUGUCAUAUGUCGAUUCCUGAAUAUCUAUAUAAACUACCGCAGCCCUCAGAUUCAAUCCCACUACUUCACUCAUGGCUACUACUGACAUUGGAAUAGUCUCUAUCCACCGCGCUCGCGGUAAUGUGACUAAAGACGCUCUUGACAUGGGAAUGAAGCGGCUGGUGGACGCGCUGGUGGUCCACCCCUUCGUCCAGCAGCGCUGGAACAAAGUCGAGCUCGUCUUGCAGACGCCCGAUCUCAUCGAGCACUUCAAGAACGUGGGCUUGGACCACCCGUUUCCCACCGCCGUCAUGCUCGUUGAAUGCUCAUCCGUAGAUGACUACGUCCAGGUCAUCACCCACCCAGACCUGGAUUCUGUCUUCUCUCAAGCGGAGACGCAAUUCGGGCUCAAAUCGAACGGGUCCGCGUUCUCGGCCGACGUGGCCAUCCGCCUCCAUCGCCCCGCGCCCGACGACGGGAAGCCGCAUUCGACGGCGAUGGCGCUGAUGAAAGUCCCGCGGGACUUGCAUCCGCAGGAACACCACGACGCGUUGGGCCCCCGGUUCGAUGAGUGGGUGAACAUGCCGCAGCAGGACAAGUAUUUGCGCAAGCACGUCCUGUGGGCCCCGAACGACGAUCUCGAUGGACGCCUGGGCGAGAUUGGGUUCCCGGCCCGCGAGCAUCUCCUCGUCUCGGAGAUUCAAGGCGAAACCCUCGACGACCUGAAGGCGAUCAUCGAGCAUCCGACUUUCGACGAUCUCUUCCAAGGUCAUACGGAGUGGGGCAAACUCUGGGGCGGUGCUUUCAAGAAGAGCGACUGCUUUUCGUCCAACGUAACGACCAGGUUGACCCGGGACAAGGAGGGCCGGGUCGUCGUAUUCCCUGCGUAGAUACCGGGCCGGUGCAUGUACAUUCGUACGUUUUUGAGAUAAGCUUGGUUUGAGAUUCAGGUCAUUC
Molecule: messenger RNA, 1803 nt
Organism: Mycena citricolor
Lineage: Eukaryota; Fungi; Basidiomycota; Agaricomycetes; Agaricales; Mycenaceae
Source: the annotation of a GenBank genome assembly